UCCAGGCUGUGUGUUUGUGACCUGCUGGUGGCACAGUGUGAUGUCAAUUGCUGCUGUGACCCUGACUGCACUGCAGCAGAGUUCAGCCUCUUCACCACUUGUUCAGUUCCUGUUGUCACAGGUGACAGCAGGCUUUGCAGGCAAAAGGCUGCUGUGUAUUCACUUGAUGUUGAAGCAAAUCCACCAGAAAGGAUAUUUAAAUUAAUUGACCAAGUCAAUCCCAGUGUUUUCUGCAUCCAUGCUACAAACUAUAAACAAGCACUCUCCUUCAGUUCCCCUGAAAUGCCUACUUCUGAAAAUUUUGAUCAGUUGCUCAAACAGUUUGGAAGUGCCUCAUUCAGUGCUGAGCCUGAGAGCUGGGAUAUGAACACUGAUGAUCCAACUCCUUCUGAUGCAAAUGAAACUUACAGAUAUGAGUAUGGUGUUCCUGUACAGACAGUGGAUGGAUUUCUAAGGCUGCCUAGUCCUGUUGUCUCCUCUUGGUGCUCUGAUACGAAUCCUGCAGGGUUUUUAGUAAACCAGGCUACAAAAUGCACUAGAUUAGUAAGUGUGGAAACAUGUGACAAGAUAGAAGCAGUCAGUAUGCUGUUCUACAUCAACUCCAGCAUCUUAGCAGUGCCCAAAUCAAGUCAGAGGGUCAAUAUUACUGUCCAGUCCAUAGCUGUCCAGUCUCUGAAUGGAAUGCAGACUUUACUUAAUGGUAGUGAUGUCCUCAGGCUCCCUGUGGUUUUGGAUGAACUCUGCAUGAAUAUAGUUCUUGGGGUGAGUUAUCACAUUACCUACACGGAUGCAGGAGAGAUAAUAGAAGCAGCUGCUGCUUUUGUCUUGGGGGCAGUUAACAAAGAAACACCUUCAAUACAGCAGAGCUUUGACAUCAGCUUUACUCAGGUAAACACAGAGCCAGUUCCUCUCAGUGGUAAUCCUGGCUACGUUGUUGGACUGCCUGUAAGAGCAGGUUUCUGGCCACAAGGAUCUGGCAUCAUUCAGAAUACUAACAAAUAUGGUCAACUUACCAUUCUGCAAAGCACCUCCAACCAGGAUUGUCUGGCAGCCCAGGGAGCCAGAACCCCAAUAUUAUUUGGUUACAACAUGAUAUCAGGCUGUCAGUUAAGAAUUACAGCAGCUACAAAAUGCCAGCCCCUGGCUCAGACCCUGCAAGAUUUACUGAAGGGACAAAGCUUUCCUGAAUAUGUGGCCUCAUUUGGAAAUUCUCAAGCCCAGGAUGUGCUUGACUGGGUGCCCAUAACUCACCUCCACACCUCAGAACAGAGCUCCUGCCAAAUACCAGUGUCAUUUGAAAUAGAAGUGAAGUGGACUAAAUAUGGAUCCCUUGUCAAUCCACAAGCCAGGAUAGUGAAUGUUACUGCAACAAUCUCUACCAGCCCCUGGAAGCAGGUUCCCUCAGGAAGAGAAAGAACUAUUCCUGUCACAAGUUCUGUUGUCUUCACUGAUGUUUCUUCACCUGCAGAGCCAGGCUAUAAAGCUUGGCCCACCAUUAAUUUGAAGUUACCCUCUGAUUUUUUCUUUCCAUUUGUCUAA
Merops nubicus (carmine bee-eater) is the source of this 1539-nucleotide messenger RNA. RefSeq names its product tectonic family member 1 (gene TCTN1). The transcript has 13 exons. Gene Ontology annotation, cellular component: MKS complex. NCBI's taxonomy places the organism in Eukaryota, Metazoa, Chordata, Aves, Coraciiformes, Meropidae. The coding region runs from base 283 to 1539 and encodes 418 amino acids. The record is from RefSeq and is a predicted model, not a curated record. Gene Ontology annotation, biological process: protein localization to ciliary transition zone; cilium assembly.